GCUUGUAGGGAGAGCCUGGUCCACCAGGGCCUGUAGGACCACCAGGACCUCCUGGACACAUUGGCACAGCUGGAAUUCCAGGAAGCCCAGGCCCAGCAGGACCACCGGGAGUGGGAACAAAGGGUGAUCAAGGGCCGAUGGGAGAAAGAGGUCUUCCUGGCAUGGCAGGAUCCCCUGGUCCCCCUGGACCACCAGGGUUAAUGGGAGAGCCUGGUGGUGAUGGUCCAAUAGGAAAAGAGGGAUCAGCUGGUGUUCCUGGAAGUGUGGGGCCUCCAGGGGCAAAGGGUGAACCAGGAAGACCAGGAGCGAAGGGAUCCCGGGGUGAGAGAGGAAUGCCUGGCAUGUCCUUUGGAUCAGGCAAGAGUGGUGGAAUGGGACUACCUGGACCUCCUGGAACCCCCGGUGCUCGUGGAGAACGAGGGUUACCUGGACCGCCAGGACCUGCCGGUGCUGCUGGAAUUCCAGGAACACCUGGAUCUGCGGGAGAAGCUGUUAACUUUGAUGAGAUCAAGAGGUUAAUCAGACAGGAAGUUAUGAAAAUCUUUGACCAGAGAAUGACUUACUACAUGGCAAGCUUCCGUUCUUCGUCAGACGAUGCCAGCCCUGGAAGGCCAGGACCCCCCGGCAAAGUUGGACCCCCUGGGCAUCCAGGGCAGCCAGGACAGCCUGGAUUGCCAGGACAGACGGGUAGAGAUGGACGGCCAGGAUUACCAGGACCCAAAGGACCAAUUGGCCUAAAAGGAGAUAAAGGCGAUAAAGGUGUGGGUCACAUGGGAGAUCCUGGUUCACCUGGGCCACAGGGUCCACCUGGACUUCCAGGAUAUGGUAAAAUCGGCCCACCAGGUCCCACCGGCCAACAAGGAAUCCCAGGUGUCCCAGGGCCACCAGGUCUUCAAGGACCGACUGGAAAAGAUGGCCGUUGUUUGCCAUCGCAAUGUACCAUGCAGAUGUCAGAGCCUUACAAUGCCAAGAAUUCAAAAGGACCAUCUUCCUGGAUUAAUUAAUAAAGACAUACAUUUUUAUCACUUGUCUUGA
Messenger RNA from Mobula hypostoma (lesser devil ray), 1035 nucleotides. Its product is annotated as collagen alpha-1(XVI) chain-like. NCBI's taxonomy places the organism in Eukaryota, Metazoa, Chordata, Chondrichthyes, Myliobatiformes, Myliobatidae. Gene Ontology annotation, molecular function: extracellular matrix structural constituent conferring tensile strength. Gene Ontology annotation, biological process: extracellular matrix organization. Bases 138 to 1004 code for a protein of 288 amino acids. The record is from RefSeq and is a predicted model, not a curated record. The transcript is spliced from 10 exons.